This is a messenger RNA of Capsicum annuum, 737 nucleotides long. Its product is annotated as DNA-binding protein S1FA. NCBI's taxonomy places the organism in Eukaryota, Viridiplantae, Streptophyta, Magnoliopsida, Solanales, Solanaceae. The coding region runs from base 53 to 385 and encodes 110 amino acids. The transcript has 2 exons. Gene Ontology annotation, biological process: regulation of DNA-templated transcription. Gene Ontology annotation, molecular function: DNA binding. Gene Ontology annotation, cellular component: nucleus. The record is from RefSeq and is a predicted model, not a curated record.
AGAGGACUCAUUUAGCAAAUAAUAAUAAAUCAAACUGUUGCUAUUAAACCACAUGUUACUAUUUAGUCACUCCAUUUUCUUCUCGUCUCUCACUCGGCGAUAUCGCCUUUCUCCGUCGCUCGUCGUCUUUUUCAAAACUCCAAUUUUGCCCUCCAUGGAUGAUAAUGUGAAGAAUAUGGCGAAUGACGUUGAAGUGAAAGGACUCAACCCAGGAUUAAUCGUCUUAAUUGUCAUUGGUGGGCUCGUGUUGACAUUCCUCAUAGGGAACUACUUGCUUUACAUGUAUGCACAGAAAACCCUUCCUCCAAAGAAAAAGAAGCCCGUCUCCAAGAAGAAGAUGAAGAAGGAACGACUGAAGCAAGGUGUUUCCGCACCUGGAGAAUAGAUAACCCGGGGUUUAUUCCCCUUGUUCAGCUUGAGAAAACUGUGUUAAUUCACAUUCAGCGGCGUUGUCAAACACAUGGUUGGACUUGUUACCGUUGUUAGUUUCCCGCCAUAAUAGUUAGUUCUCAACCUUAGAACUUGUUAAUGUUUAGCAGUUCCCCGUCAUCAUAGUUAGAACUCGAAUUUAGAGUAUGCUGCUAUGUUUAUGUUGUUUUGCAAGCUACUUAUUUAUUUCUCUAUUUCUCUUCCAGUAGAACUAUUGUUCCUCUUUGUUUUCCUAUAGUCGAUGUACCUGAAUAGUGGCCUAGCGGUCAAUGAAGUGACACUUGUGGAGCGGGAGUAACAUUUACGUA